Colletotrichum orchidophilum is the source of this 411-nucleotide messenger RNA. RefSeq lists its product as uncharacterized. The transcript has 2 exons. Bases 1 to 411 code for a protein of 136 amino acids. The record is from RefSeq and is a predicted model, not a curated record. Lineage: Eukaryota; Fungi; Ascomycota; Sordariomycetes; Glomerellales; Glomerellaceae.
AUGGUGCGCGCUGCAUCUGGCCCCAUCGGGAACUUUCUAAAAGCCCACCACAGAUCACCGUCGCAGGGAAGCUCGCCGUUAGCUCGACAUUACGACGUGCUUGGGCGUUGGUUCCAUGGCUCGCCGCACCCUCCGGUACCAUGUUCGUCGGCUGCGACGCCGUGGCUGGCAUCUGAUUCCACCACUUUGUCGACCACAUUCCGUCACCCAAUGCCUCUGCUAUGCAUUCCAUGCACUACCGAACCAAUGAAUGCCAUCCCGGCUUCUGUGCAGCCAUGCCAGACGCCACUGCGCCAGUUGCUGUUCGUCGUCCACAUUGGAUUCCAGAAGCACGAAAGGGCCCGAAUCUGGGCCCGAGCCUUUGGCCUUCCAUCACAUUCCGCCCUCAGCCAGGGCGUUUCAAAUGACUGA